Messenger RNA from Lolium perenne, 763 nucleotides. RefSeq lists its product as uncharacterized. NCBI's taxonomy places the organism in Eukaryota, Viridiplantae, Streptophyta, Magnoliopsida, Poales, Poaceae. The record is from RefSeq and is a predicted model, not a curated record.
ACACGGGUCUCCACAAUAAGCAAACGAAGAAGAGAGAACACAAGCUCCAUCAUCGACCUGUGAAAUGUCUAGCUGGUUGCAGGAGAAGUCGGGGGAGGUGCAGGCUAAGGCCGGCGAGGCCACGAAGAUAGCCUCCGAGACGGGGCAGUCCGUCCAGGACCGCACCGUCGAGGCGAAGGACCAGGCCGGCAGCUUCCUCGGCGAGAAGACUCAGGCCGUCACCACGGCGGCCUCGGAGACUGCCGAGGCAGCAAAGAAGAUGGGGGACGAAGCCGUGGGGAAGGCGUCCGAGGCGGCGCAGGCCGGCACGGACCGUGCCGUCGACAGCAAGGACCAGACCGGCGGCUUCCUCGGCGAGAAGACCGACGCCGCCAAGAAGGCGGCUGCGGAGUCCGCCGACGCCGCCAAGGAGAAGGCCAACGCGGCCUCGCAGUACGUCCAGGACAGGGCCUCCGACGCGGCAGAGUACACCAAGGCCGAGUCCCCGGUCGCCCCCAAGGAGAACGUCUUUCAGCAGGCCGGCGGGAAUGUGAUGGGCGCCGCCGUGGGCGCCAAGGACGCCGUCCUCAGCACGCUCGGUAUGGGAGGAGAUGCUGCCGCCGAGAAGACCACCAAGGACUAGCUCUCUCGCCCUCUUUUCCUUUCGUUAUUCCCUCCGUAUAUGGUUCCAUUCUCCCUUCCAAGACUGAUUUCUACCCGCGCAUUUGGUUUUAACUUCGAUGUACGCGACCAAAGCAUAAAUAUACUUCCACCUAUCUGAAUC